This is a messenger RNA of Didymodactylos carnosus, 273 nucleotides long. The record is from the annotation of a GenBank genome assembly. NCBI's taxonomy places the organism in Eukaryota, Metazoa, Rotifera, Eurotatoria, Philodinida, Philodinidae.
AUGGCUGUUCCACAAGAAGUGUUUAAAAAGAUCAUAAUCAGAGAUACACCAAAAUUCGCUGACGAUAUCCAUGCGAGUGUUAACGACUGGAUACGUGUUGUGAAUUUAAGCGUUAGUGAUCUGGAAUUACAUGAUCCUCAACAAGAACCUAAAGGGGCACCACAAUAUUUAGCUGGAGAAGCACUCAAAUGGUAUUUAUCACAACAACUACGACCCAACACAUGGAAUGAUUUGAAUUACGAAAUAAUUUUACAAUACCUUCAGAAGAUAUAA